AUGUGCACCAACAACAAACUGGUCCUGCCACUUGUGGUCGUGGCGGUGAUCGUUGCCUGGGUUGGCCGCGUGAGCUCCGAGGGCACGGUUUUCACCGGUGAAAGCUGUCGCCAGUCGGGGGUGCUCGUUUUCUAUCGCAUCAAGCUCGUCACCAGCUGGUCGAAGAAGCUGUUCCCCAAGCACUACCCGGAAUUCCGGCCACCGCCGCACUGGAGCAUGACUUUCGGCCAAACGCAUAACGACAGCUUUCGCCUGUUCGAGAUGAAGCAGCUGGCGUCGGGCCCAGUGGCGACCUUCGCGGAAACAGGUCAAGUGGCGCCGUUGGAGGAAUCCCUUGCCCAGCGACAGGACGUGCUGUUCGAUGAGUUUCGGCUGCCGAAGAUCCGCAAGGGUAAGGGCGAAAGUGAGACCACGUUCUUCGUCGACGGCCAGCAUUCGAGUGUGUCGUUCAUGGCGAAGAUCGUUCCGUCGCCGGACUGGUUCGUCGGUUUGGACUCCUUCAAUCUCUGCUCGCGGGGACGCUGGAUCGAUAGGACGACGGUUCCGCUCCAUCCACUGGACGCCGGCACCAGCAGUGGCCUAACGUUCACCUCGCCCAAGUGGCCAACGAACCCGCCGGCGGUGAUCGAACGGAUCACGGCUCGCUACCCGCUCCACUUUGCCAGCAGCUUUUUCUAUCCGGAAAUCAAGCAUCUUCCCGCAAUCGCACACGUCACCUUCACGAAGAUUAAAGAAUACGUUAAUCACAACAACGUGCAUAAGAAGGUGAAGCGGCUCAAGCACAAGCAGCGCACGAAGUUGCUGAAGAAGCUGACCGUGCAGCCGACGAUCCGCGGCGGCGCUGCCACCGUAUCCGGGAACUACAAUGAGAACGCGGUCGUGGACGAGACACUCAACGCGGCCGACUGCCGGGUUAGCGCGUGGACGACCUGGAGUCCUUGCAGCACGUCGUGUGGGCUCGGCAAACGGAACCGCGUCCGCAGCAUCCUUCAGACGCAACGACCCGGCGGCCUGGAGUGCCCGCCGCUGGUCGACACGCAGUGGUGCGGUUCCGCACGGCAGUGCACCGUGAGUGACAGCUACUUCCGAUGGUGA
This is a messenger RNA of Anopheles bellator, 1095 nucleotides long. It is a transcript of the gene mspo, whose product is annotated as spondin-2. The coding region runs from base 1 to 1095 and encodes 364 amino acids. Gene Ontology annotation, cellular component: extracellular matrix. Gene Ontology annotation, biological process: cell adhesion. The transcript has 4 exons. The record is from RefSeq and is a predicted model, not a curated record. NCBI's taxonomy places the organism in Eukaryota, Metazoa, Arthropoda, Insecta, Diptera, Culicidae.